AUGUAUAUUGCCAUUAAUGCAAUCGAUAAUGUGUCAGUAAUGGACCUUGACAACAGUGAAUAUAAAACAUGCCUUAAUUUCCACCCCAUAAGCAAUAGCUUUACUGGUCCUGAUUUGAGGAUUGUGAUGAUUGGACGAUAUGGUGUGGGCAAGAGUGCUGUUGGGAACACCAUCCUGGGAUAUAAGCGUUUCAGAUCUUGUCCUUUAUCUGCAUCAGUGACUGAGUUCUGUCAAAAAGCUUGGGUACAGUGGGGAAAGAGAAUAGUUAGUGUUGUAGACACACCAGGGAUCCUGGACACUUCAAAAUCAGAUGAGUUCAUCAAAAGAGAAAUUGUGAAAUGUGUUGAAAUCUCCUCUCCCGGUCCUCAUGUGUUCCUGUUGGUCAUCCAAAUUGGCCGAUUCACAAGAGAAGAGAAAAACUCAGUGGAAGCCCUGCAGGAGCUGUUUGGCCCCGAGGCAAACAAGUACAUGAUUGUGCUCUUCACCCGUGGUGGUGAUCUUGGAGGCGUAUCCAUAGAGCAGUAUGUACGUGAACACAGCGCAGAUCUUCGCUGCAUCAUCCAAAGCUGUGGAAACAGGUUCCACGUCUUUGACAACACCAGCAGUGACAGAACGCAGGUGGUGGAGCUGGUCAAGAAGAUUGAUGGCAUGAUGGCAAGAAACGGGGCCACAUGCUACACAAACACCCUGUUUAUAGACAACAUUCCAUUGUCUAAAAGAUUAGAUUACUGUUGGAUUACAUGA
This is a messenger RNA of Oreochromis niloticus (Nile tilapia), 744 nucleotides long. Its product is annotated as GTPase IMAP family member 4-like. The transcript has 3 exons. The record is from RefSeq and is a predicted model, not a curated record. Bases 1 to 744 code for a protein of 247 amino acids. Gene Ontology annotation, molecular function: GTP binding. NCBI's taxonomy places the organism in Eukaryota, Metazoa, Chordata, Actinopteri, Cichliformes, Cichlidae.